Molecule: messenger RNA, 1609 nt
Organism: Solenopsis invicta (red fire ant)
Lineage: Eukaryota; Metazoa; Arthropoda; Insecta; Hymenoptera; Formicidae
Gene: BORCS5
Product: BLOC-1-related complex subunit 5
Exons: 2
Coding region: 538-1359 (273 amino acids)
Biological process (GO): positive regulation of anterograde synaptic vesicle transport; organelle transport along microtubule; lysosome localization
Cellular component (GO): BORC complex; synaptic vesicle membrane; cytoplasmic side of lysosomal membrane
Source: RefSeq, a predicted model, not a curated record
ACUUUUACAUAGUUAAUGCUCAAUAGAAAAGUGACGUUGAAUGAAAUUUUCGUAGAUAGAUCAAUCACGAAAUAAAAUAAUCUAAAUGUAUAAACAAUACAUAUGUAAAACACUCGUAAAAAUAUGAAAUAACACCAAUUAAGCAUGAAAUAGAAAUGUUUACAUAGUGUAUUCUCUUAGUGAUUACCUUCCAUCUAUUGACAUAAUAAUGUGUUAUGACAAGACAAACAGUAAAAUAUUAUUGGUACUUUCGCAAAAUAUGUAAAAAUAGCUUUAUAUAUUUCUCUAUUACACACAUAUAUUAUUAAAUUUAUUAAAUGUAUUAAAUAUUCUGUGAUAUUCGCAAAAGUGUAUUUUAUAUCAAUUUCUGACAAACUUCAGGAUAAAUCGCGAAGCUUUUAAUUCAGGAAGUUGGUAAAAAAAAACAUUGGAUAUUAUAAAAUAACGUGUAUACUGUGAUUUGGUUGAAGUGCAUAACUUUAUACAGACGCUUCUGACACAUUUCCUGAAGUUUCAUAAACUUUAAAAAAUCUUAAAAUGGGAUCAGAGCAAAGCUCUCAAAGUAGUAAUCAAAAUGCCAAUAAUGGAAAAACAAGGACGAAUCAACUCAGACGUGGCAAAAGUGUUCCAAAUCGCGAGAGAAUGCCAGAAGACACUCCACCAAGGUGUACCAGCCCUGGCGCCAGCAUUUGUUCUGAUUCCGAUCUUCCAUAUAUUUCUUAUACAGUGAAUCGACCUAUCGGAGAUUCGCCAAAGAUGACAAACAAACAAUCACAACUCUAUAGGGGAAAGAGUAUUGGAGCUGGCGAAAUCUCAAGGCGGAAAAAUAGCCUAGGCACAACAAAUCACAAUCACAGGAAAAUUAAUACAUCGGACAACAAAAUGCACAAUAUCGUAGUGGUAAAACCAGCUCAAACAGACCUUACAGCGGACAAGGAUCCUGACAUAAUGAAACUACAAAGUAUCCCAAUGUUCCUACCUAUCAUGCGUGGCACUUUGAAUCUACCACCAGGUGUACGCGAUCCGGAAGUCCUGGAAAGGCUUGAUCCUGUUGGUCUGUUCAAUCUAUGUGCACGAUAUCAACAUCACCUCAAUACGAAUGCGCAGACAAUAGCGAUGGAGCAAGCCGCUCUAUGUACUAGCAUGGAAGUGGAAUUUGGUAAAGUGCUAAACCUUGCUAUAGAUCGACAGAAGAGAUUUGCUAGAUUUGCAGAACAGAUGAACAAAGUACACGAGCUUAGCCGUCAGCUCACUAGAUGCCAUUCGCUCCUCAAUCAAACCCUCGAAAGCCUCGAAACGCUCAACAAUCUGUUGCCAGUAGAAGAAAGACUUGAGCCCUUUGUAUGGACCACAGGUUAAAUACAUCCAAAUUAUAAGAGGAAUUACAUCGCUUAUAUUUCAGCAAAAAACCUAGGGUCUAUAAAAUGUUUGUGUUCUUUCACAAAAAAAUUGUGAUUAAAAAGUGCAAAUAACUUUGGAAAAUUAGCCAGUUUCAAGAGAGAAACUUCAAUUAAUUCCAUUAUAAUAGUUGUAAUUUCCAGAUUCAACUUGCAUUCGACACAAUCAUAACAUAAUUAAAUCAAUAAAAAAAAUUUUUGAAAAAGAAAAA